AUGGAUGAAUCAAUAGAGUCCCAGGUUCCUCAGGUGAACAGACCUGCAGCGCAGCGUCCAAGGCGGCCACGAGCUGCGCGCGCAUGCGACCUCUGCCGGUCCAAGAAAUACAAGUGCGACGAAUCAUAUCCCUGCUCAUAUUGCCAAAGCCGCAAUGUCGAAUGCGUGUACAAAGGCCAGGACAUGUCGCGCAUGCGCAUGACAUCAAGUGGGACGAUAGCUAUCAUAGUGGAAAACUAUGAGAAGGUAGCGACCGAUGGGCCAAGCAACAGUCCUGAAGGGAUAGCGAUGAAUGCUUCCUCGUUGCCAAUAGCUCAGCAUCCAACGGUAAUGGAGGCCUUCCCUACACCGAAUAGCAUCUCGUCAUGGCAUACGAGAGAACAGGAGGUCUCUGGUAUGAAUACUCAUACAAGAGAUGUUGAAUUCUACGGUAGUUCUUCAUCUGUUGCUCUGCUGUCGCAUGUUCGACGAACUGGGGAGGAGGACAACGAUGGUGAUGAUGCAGGUGCACUUCUCUCCUCGUUGCAUAAUCCUCACUUUGAUCCAAGUGGAUCGCAAGAUACCCAGAGAGGGAGAAAGAGUACGGAAGAGUCUGAUAACUCACCGUGGUAUCUACAAUGCCGCAACUUUAUAGACGGUUUCUUCUCCGCGAUCCACUACAUUCACCCGAUUCUGGACAAGACUUCGUUCGUGCAACGCUGCGAGUCCUUGUGGGCAGGUGAGGGGCCGGAGAAUAAGAGGAUUACAAGUUUUGUGGCUUUGUAUUAUAGCAUCCUCUCGAUCGGUGCGUUGGUUGGGACGAGAGAGGAUGAGCUCAUCGAUGGCAUAACAAAUCUGGCCUGGAGUCGGAAGUUCUUUGAUCGAGCUAAGGACUGCUGUAACAGGCUGGGCAUGGUCACUGACCUAGAUAUGGUCCAAUGCUAUUUUAUUUUGGCCAAAGUCUGCCAAAAUGAACUGCAUCCCCAUUUGUCAUACAUGUAUGUUGGCCUUGCCAUAAGAACAGCCCUGGCAAUGGGCAUAAAUCGUGAGCCGGGACCCAACAGCAAGAAGCCGCCAUCGUUACUCAGAGCAGAGACACGAACCUGGUGGGGCCUUUACUCUUUAGAGACACCAGAUACUCUAGGAGCAGACCUCUAUCAUAACCGACGAUUCCCACGUAUCAGUAAUGGUCAAAGCGAAACCGGCAUGGAUUCUGAGAUGUCCGAGCAUCCUUGUUGCGCCAUCAUCGAGCACAUGCAUUUACCUGCCGGAAACGACGAUACCGAUGAUGGUGGCGAUGGCUGGCCAGAUCGAAAGAGACCUGGAGGCGUGGACACAGAAGCUGCCCGAGGCGAUAAGGCCAAUGGGAUCAUCUACUCAGGUACCGUCUUUGAGAGGUGUCAGGGAUGUUCAGUGGGUGAAGCGCCAAAGACUUGUACUAAACUUGCGAUAUCACAACCUGAGAAUACUCCUCUUCGGGUCCUUUCUGUUGAGAAGUGUCUUGAGUCGGCAAAGCAGACGAUUGAAACCAUAUAUCAGACUUACCAGCACAGCGACUUCUUCCGAACAUGGUUCUACAACACGACAUACACAGUUUUCGCCGCGAGCAUAAUACUGGUAUACAUGACCCAAGACGCAGUCGAGAGCGAAAUGCAACCUUUACUUCGUCUAGUAGAUAUGGCGAUCGAGAUACUCAUGAUCAUGGACGAGUGCGUCGUUGCGCUACAAGCGGCGAAGCUGUUACAGGGAGCGAGAGAAAAGGCGACACAGAAGUCGUCUCAAGUUGCUGUGGCCGCGAAUCCAGGGACGUCGUGGCCUGAUGGAAUGGUGUACUUGAAUCACUAUUGGGGACCGCUGAAUUUGUUGGACGGGGACUUGGAUCAGAAUCUCGAUAUGUCGUCGAUAGACUUUGAUGCUGCGAGCUUAUUUAUGUCGAUGCCUCAUUAG
This is a messenger RNA of Fusarium subglutinans, 1926 nucleotides long. Its product is annotated as C6 transcription factor. Gene Ontology annotation, molecular function: RNA polymerase II cis-regulatory region sequence-specific DNA binding; zinc ion binding; DNA-binding transcription factor activity, RNA polymerase II-specific. Lineage: Eukaryota; Fungi; Ascomycota; Sordariomycetes; Hypocreales; Nectriaceae. The coding region runs from base 1 to 1926 and encodes 641 amino acids. Gene Ontology annotation, cellular component: nucleus. Gene Ontology annotation, biological process: DNA-templated transcription; positive regulation of transcription from RNA polymerase II promoter by galactose. The record is from RefSeq and is a predicted model, not a curated record. The transcript is spliced from 12 exons.